CACUCACACGGGCACAGGCACACAACCUUCACAUCAUCAAUUCGUCGCUGGAGGGUGGAGUCUGCAGCAACACCAUCCGCUCGAUAAAAAAUGGGGAAGAAAGGUGCCGGGACCGGCGUCAACACCAAGGUCCAAGCCGCGAGAGAGAAGCAGGCCGCUGUGGAAGGAGCGAGAGCCGCCAAGGCUCAGGCGGCCCAGGAGGCCGCGGAGGCUAAGGAGUGGAGCAAAGGCGCGAACCAGAGGGGCUCGAAGCGGGAGGACGAGGCCGCCCGGAAGCAGGAGGAGAAGACAUCCAAGCUUGCCGCGAAGAAGGCGUUGCAGGCGGAGGAAGCGGAACAACUCUCCGGGUUCAAGUCCGUAGUGAAAACGAAGAAGAAGGUGGACGUGCCGCCAUGGGAGGCCGCUCUGAUGUCGUCCUCGGUGAGCAACAAGGAGAAGAAGAGGCAGGAGGCGGCGAAACGGCAGGCGCAGGCGGAGGAGGCCCGCAAGGCAAAGGCCGAGCGAGCCGAGAAGGAGGCCAAGGCGAUGCGAGACUCGGGCAUUCAGAUGGGGGACGACUCCGAGCUAUCUGGGAGCGCGAACCCCAACAGAAAAGGUGCCGACGGGGGGGACGGCGGGGACUGGGCAAGCGGCAUCGACGCUGCGAUCGGGAGCCUGAGUCUGGAGGGCGCAGGACCGGCGGAGCGGCAUCCGGAGAAACGGCUGAAGGCUGCCUUGGCGGCGUACGAGGAGAGAGAACUGCCUGCCCUCAAGGAGGAGAAGCCGGGCCUGAAGCUGCGCCAGUACAAGCAGAUGAUAUUCGAGCAGUUCCAAAAGUCGCCCGAGAAUCCCGUCAACAAGGCAAGGGCGGCGGAGGCAGCGGAAGCGGCAGCGGCAGCGGCCAAGAAAUAAAAAACGCCUACCGGUACAUCAAUAUCUCUUUUCUUUUUGUUUGCCGCAGUGAUCCAGCACGACCCCACACUGGGUGCCAUCGAUUAUGUGCAGUAGGAGUGAAUCUCGCUCGGGCGAGAGAAGCACCGUUCCUGGUCCUUGUGGGACAGGGGUGGAACGUGUGUGGGGGGUGACAAGUUGUUGCUGGCCAAUAGUCAUCGACCACUGUAAACAUCGACCCCGAGUGAAGCACCGUCCCUGGUCCUUGUGAGACUGGGGCGGGGGGUGAGAUGCUGUUGCUGGCCAAUAGCCAUCGACCACCACGAGCGAGCGUGUCCUUCUGGGCCAUGGGUGGGGGGACUAGUGUUGUGUAUCAGGAAAUUCUCAUAUCAGGAAAUAUCCGAUAUACCCCAGAAUAUGAUAUAUCGGCCAUGCU
Molecule: messenger RNA, 1306 nt
Organism: Ectocarpus siliculosus
Lineage: Eukaryota; Phaeophyceae; Ectocarpales; Ectocarpaceae
Source: the annotation of a GenBank genome assembly